Molecule: messenger RNA, 1595 nt
Organism: Centruroides sculpturatus (bark scorpion)
Lineage: Eukaryota; Metazoa; Arthropoda; Arachnida; Scorpiones; Buthidae
Product: sorbitol dehydrogenase-like
Exons: 9
Coding region: 103-1161 (352 amino acids)
Biological process (GO): D-sorbitol catabolic process
Molecular function (GO): L-iditol 2-dehydrogenase (NAD+) activity; zinc ion binding
Source: RefSeq, a predicted model, not a curated record
AAUUAAUCUUAUCAUGAAACCGAUGCUAUAUCUGUCCUUGCUUUGCUGUGAAAUAUGUUGUAACAUAUCUACUUAUAGUCUGUCUAGUUAGUAGAUGCAAAAAUGUCUUCUGCAGCAGACAAUUUGUCUUUGGUUCUUUACCCAACAAAAGAAUUAAAAUUGGAAAACCGUCCAGUACCAGUACCAAAAGAUAAUGAAGUAUUAAUCAGCAUACAUUGUACUGGAGUAUGCUGCACAGACAUACAUCUAUGGUCGUGGGGUAGAGUAGCUAAUAUAAAUGUAGAAACACCGACUGUUAUUGGGCACGAAUCGAGUGGAACCGUAGUUCAAGUAGGAAAAAAUGUCAAAAAAUUUAAAAUAGGGGAUAGAGUGGUUAUUGAUACGAGCGAUCCCUGUUUGGACUGUAACAGAUGUUUGGAGGGCAAUUAUCACUUAUGUGCAAGCAUAAAAUGCUUAGGAUUACCUCCUGUUCACGGGACAUAUGCCAGAUAUGUGACUCAUCCAGCAGUAUUUUGUCACAAAAUACCGGAUAAUAUGUCUUACGAAGAAGGUGCAUUAAUUGAGCCUUUAUCUGUAACAGUUCAUGCAUGUAGAAGAGGUAAAGUGACGGGAGGAGAUAAAAUUUUAAUCUGUGGAGCUGGUACUAUAGGCGUACUGACUAUGCUAACAGCUCGCUCUAUGGGCGCUACAAAAAUAUGUGUAACAGAUAUACGUCAGGAUAGGUUAGAUUUUGCUAAGAAAUUGGGAGCAGAUCACGUUCUCUUGGCCGAUCCUGACAGCAACAUCUGUGCUCAACGAGUAAGAGAAUUAUUGGGAGAUUUUCCUGAUGUCAGUUUAGAUUGCUGUGGCUUUGAAGCAACGCUGAGAGUUGCUAUGAAGGCAACUAAACCUAGAGGAGCCGUAGUAGUAAUCGGUAUAGGUCCUGGAGAAGCUAAACUUCCCAUAGCAGAAACCAUGUAUAAGGAAAUCGAUCUGAUUGGUGUCAAUCGCUUUCCAAACUGCUAUCCCAGAGCUAUAGAUUUGGUAGCCAGCGGCGCAAUUAAUGUUAAACCUCUAAUAACUCAUCGUUUUAAACUGGAACAGGCGAUAGAAGCUUUGAAGUUAUUGAAAGAAGAAAAGCCAGGAACCGUUAAAGUUAUGAUCCAUUGCCAGAAAAGUUAAGCUGGUUUAUCCGUAAAUGGCCUUUUGUAACGCUUCUAUAUCGUUACGCAGUUCUGCCAGGCUCAAAAGAAGAAAGUCGAAAGAACCAGGUUCACCCUGAAAAAUUAAAUAAAAAUAUAAAUCUGUAUGUAGUAGAUAGAUGCCAUUUUAAACAUAAAUUGUGAAUCACGAAAGUGUUGGGAAUUCCUAAUAAAAUUCGUGACUAGUGAAAGUAUAUAUUACGAAACUUGGUCUCCUUUCUCUUAUUGAUUUCUCGGAAGUUUGCUGGAUGGUGUUGUUCCAGAAAUUUCAAUUUAAUUAUUCUUCCGAUUUUGGAGAAAAUAUAUAUAAAUCAUGCAAUCGCGUUUCCGUAUAAACUGUAAAAAAGUUAAUUACUACGUAUGUUUAGUAUAUUGUUUCCUUUGUAGAUAAAUAAAAAAGGAGAAUGUUACACA